Messenger RNA from Lotus japonicus, 552 nucleotides. RefSeq names its product elicitor-responsive protein 3-like. NCBI's taxonomy places the organism in Eukaryota, Viridiplantae, Streptophyta, Magnoliopsida, Fabales, Fabaceae. The record is from RefSeq and is a predicted model, not a curated record. The coding region runs from base 1 to 552 and encodes 183 amino acids. The transcript is spliced from 6 exons.
AUGAAUGCAGGAGUGCUUGAAGUACUUCUUGUUAAUGCUAAAGGCAUAAAGCACACAAACCUUGUUGGAACACCUUCCUACUAUGUGGUUAUUGAGUGCGGAACUCAAUCCCAGAGAAGCAAAGUUUCAUCAGGCAAACAUGAGAAACCUUGGUGGAAUGAGAAAUUCAUUUUUGAUUUGUCAACGUUUGAUUGCAAGAACUCAACCCAUCUUAAUCUUAAGUGCAGAAUCAUGGACACAAGACUCUUCACAAAUGGUGGAUUUGUUGGUGAAGCAGAGAUUUACAUUGGUGGAAUAAUCAGCGAAGGGAAUGAGCGGGGAUAUAUAGAAAUAAAACCAUCUGCAUACAAUGUUGUCCUUGAAGAUGACACCUAUAAGGGACAGAUCAAGAUUGGAUUUAAAUUCUUCGCAAAAAAGGAAAAGUACGUGAUAGAGAAAGGAGAAUUCAUUGCUGAGGAGAAGAAGGAACCAAGUCAUUCAAUUUGUGGAUCCAUUUGGAGAAUACCAUGGUGGAAAAUAUUUUCCAAUUGGUUUAGAAUCGAGGGUGGUUGA